Podarcis lilfordi (Lilford's wall lizard) is the source of this 2342-nucleotide messenger RNA. The record is from the annotation of a GenBank genome assembly. Lineage: Eukaryota; Metazoa; Chordata; Lepidosauria; Squamata; Lacertidae.
UGGGCUUCUGUAUCUUUAUUUUACAUAUUGUCAUAAUUUGUGUGGAAAUUGUUCAGUUUGGUUGUGUAUUCUUAAACGUUAUGUAUUUCCCCCCCAUAAUGUAAGGCGCCUUGAGCAUGGUUUGAACGGUGGAAAGGCGGCAUACAAAUAAUAUUAUGUAUGUAUGUGCCUACGAUGCCUCAUGAGUCACACCUAACGAAGCUGCGACCUAAUGAAGUUUUUGAUUUAUUUCAAUGUGAUCUACCCCCAAAGUAAACCAGACAGCGUAUUCCAUUGAUUUAAGUGGGGGCCGUAAGUCGAUUUGGCCGGAGAUUCGCUUGGAUUUCAGCCUAACCUCGGCUUCUAUGCGAGUCUUCCGAUUUCGCUUGGUGAAAAAGCCAACCCAGAAAAACAAAGCAGACACGUGGCGAUGUGUGUGGUCGGCAGCUCCGCACUAGGGGCCUGGUUCUGCAAAGCUCGCUUCUCGCUUUCCCAGAGCAAUUUGAACACCAACCCCGCAACACACAUGCUUUUUAAUGCAGGGCUGGAUAUAAACAAACAGCAGCUGCAAUAUUCAAAUGCCUUGUGCUAGCUAAGCCGUAUAGACAGCAGUAGGGCGGAUGAGCCUUAGUCCCUUAGUCCAGCGCCCAUAGAAGAUUGCAAGGACAGCAACGUACACUGAGGAACUGCUCGCUUAUGUAAAACUCCAUCGUUCGAGUUGGCAAUGUGCAAAUUUCCUGAGGCAGGACAGAAAGGAAACCACGACCCCCAUAUUUUGUGAUACCUUAUUUCUUGCUUUUAGAAACCUCAGGUGGAGGGGGCAUGAUUUAGUUAUAAAGUGGAAGGAGUUGGGGGCGAAACAUGUGAACAUAAUUAACGACCUUCGCCCUGCUUUUGUCCCCAUAAUUCGAGCAUUGCUUAUUUGCCACAGCUUUCUUGAGUAGCACCCGGGGGGGGGGGCAUCAGGUUCGCUCAACCAACAGCAUCGUCUGCUUCUCACAUUCUGGUGCUGAUAGGCCUUUAUAAGCAGGUAGACUGCUUCAAAAGACCUUGUUACUUGGAAAGUUAAGUUCUGUCCAAACCAGCCGGGCUUCUGUCUAUGCAGAAAUGUUUGCGAUCCAGGCAGGGUCUGGCGGGUGCUUAUUUUUCGGGGUAGGUGUCCCUACGGCGAAGUCUUGCAGAUCGGAUCAGAUGAUGUGACAACUGGAUCCUUAACAUAUUUGCUUGGAAGCCCUGCUUACCUCCGUCGCAACCCAAGAAGUGGGGAAGUGCUUCCAGAUCCUAAACGGAUUUGAAAAUAAGAAGUUCAAAGGAUUUAGAAGAAACCUUCUUCUGGUUUAGGGCUCAAUUGCUUGAGUUGACCAGGCAUCCCUUUCUGCUGGUAUUUUUUUCCCGGGCUUAGUUGUCAUUUGUCAUUCCGUCGCUUAGUUGUCAUUUGUGGAGAAGUUGGGUUUAUUUAUUUAUUUGGAGUUAAUUACCCAGGUUAGUAAAAUUUGCUCGGGAGAAAACGGAGGCUAUACAGGUCUGGCUGUUAAUCCACGCCAGUUCCUUCAGAACAAUCGCUGGGAAUAAAUUAAUUCUGGACUGCAGUCUUGAGAACCUUCCCCUGAAUAAGGAAGUUGAGUCCCGGAUCUGCAUCAAGCACGUGUCUUCCAAAACAAUUAAAAAUAUUCUUUUGCAGUUUAUGUAUCGUUUCUGAGACUGCUUUCAGUUCACAAACUAGUUCAGGUUGAACAAGACGAACACCCCUUAUGUACCCCAACUCUGGGAGCAAAUCUCCUCGAUUUCCACUGAACAUUCAGCGAUGCGUAAAAGCGCGAGACUUUUCCUGGUCCACCUGGUUUCGGACGCUGUUGCGAAGGGCUUUCGACCUUGGACUUUUCCAGCCCGCGAUGGAACGAGGGCGGCCGUCCUGGGCCCACUGCCGUGGGUGGGGGGAAGCGUCCUGACACGCAAGGUCGCCGCCGCCGCCGCCAGAAGACAUGCGCUUUGGCUCGUCGACUCACAACACCAGCUCUCCAAGCCUUUCACGUGCCGUCGGCAAUCUCUACAGAAAGAGAAGGCUGUUCUGAAGGAGGAAGACUUCGGGGCGUUGCUGCUGCUUGUUUGUUGAGGUGCUGGCGCAGGAGGACGUAUCUGAGGGGAGAAUAAACCUCCGUGCGACUGGAAGCGAAGGGAGAGCUUCCCAACAGAGACAGGCAACUCUAAGGUUGACUUCGCCCCUGUUGUAUCAUCAUCAUUACUACUACUACUACUACUACUACUGUCCUUAUUAUUAGUCACUGCUCCGAGACCCUCAGACCAGUCUAGGGCGGGAAGAGCGGCGCGCGAGAGGAGUCAAGAUGGCGCGCGGCGGCCGGGCC